Molecule: messenger RNA, 1256 nt
Organism: Musca vetustissima
Lineage: Eukaryota; Metazoa; Arthropoda; Insecta; Diptera; Muscidae
Product: pleckstrin homology domain-containing family G member 4B-like
Exons: 6
Coding region: 126-1250 (374 amino acids)
Biological process (GO): axon guidance
Cellular component (GO): cytoplasm
Molecular function (GO): guanyl-nucleotide exchange factor activity
Source: RefSeq, a predicted model, not a curated record
CCAGAAACUAUCGAUCGCGACCCUUAACUGAAAUUGGUGGCUCACAAACGGUUCGUCUGCGUGGUGAGAAAUAUACUUCAUUGCGCCAGGUUAUAUGUGAUCCCGAAGAUGAGGAACAAAUUGAAAUGCGCGAUAAGGGUUACGGUUGCAUUCAACCAAUACUCGAUGAGCUGAUAAAGACCGAAGAAACCUAUGUGGAAAAUCUUUGGACAGGCAUCAGCAAUUAUGGCAAUAUGUUUGAACGUAAAGAUUUACCAAUGGGCUUGCGGGGUAAAAAAUAUGUUCUAUUCGGUAAUGUUGAACAAUUAGCCGAAUUUCAUCGUGAUGAAUUCCUGCCAAUGUUACAUCGUAAUAAACACGAUUUGAAGAGAUUAUUUGAUGAAUUUCAACAUUAUAUAGAGCAACAUUGUUUUUAUGGUUAUGUCUUGUAUACAAUGAACAAACAACGUUCCUUGAAAUUAUGUGAUACUUAUAAAAAUUAUUUUAAGCUUAUCCAAACCGAAUUGGAUGAUAAAUUGGGCAUUAAUAGUUUUCUAGUACAACCCAUUCAAAGAAUGGCCCGAUAUCCGCUACUGUUGACACAAUUUAUAACGACCCUCUUCAAAAAUCGUGAUUAUGUUAUGAAGCCAGUUAUUGAAUCUUGUUGCCGUCUGGAGAAACGACUAAGAACCCUGCUGACGACCACAAAUGAAUCGGAGGUCAUAAAUGAUAUUGUCUGCUUGAGUGAAACACAUGAGUUCAAUACCUUCUAUCAGGGUAAAUUCCGCAAAGUCAGCGAAUUCAAUAUUGCCGAUCACACAUUGAAGCGGACAUAUCGUGGCAAAGUGUUCAUUUUCGAUAAAUGUAUUAUCUAUACGGAAAUAAAGGGUAAACAGUUGAUAUUCCAUGGCCGCUAUCCAUGCGAACAUAUUGGUAUUACGGCGAAAACUAAACAAUUUACCCUCUACUAUGAACAUCGUAAGAAGCAGGAAUGUGAUUUUAUAGCUGAUGCUGCACUCGUCGAACAAUGGUUAGAUUUAAUUCGUGAAAUGAUUAGCUCCUAUGCUGAGGAGGAGCGUAAGAAAUUUAAAGAAAUGCGUGCUUUGGAUCAUGGUGAAGAUCAUAUGCAUCCGAAACCGGCAAAUUUGUCACUAUUCCGUGAUUCGAAUCGUUUUAGCACCGAUAGUGGUAUUGGUAAUAUGUGGAUAUUGCCAAAACCGGAAAGUGAUGAAAGUUCUUCAAGUCGUGCCACAUGGUAUGCAACAACGUAGGUGUUU